CUCGUCAGUCCUCAGCUGGGCCCAACAUUCUGGUUUCCUGAUGACUUUUUGCACCGAGCUCAGCGAGCUGGGUUCAACGAUGUCACUACUCACCGCUCACCGCUGUCUCUUGCUUUCGGACUCGAACUCGUCCCAAGAAAAAGAAACACCGUCCGUGCCCACGGAAGCGGCAUGUGCCGUGCCAAGCAGCCAAGGGCAAACCCCGCCCUGCUGGAACAUUGGUGGAAGCUUUCUUCACUUUCUGCCGAACCACCCGAGAUUUCAAAGCACCGGGGCCGGGAUUCGACCUCUGCGCGGCCUGCGCCUUGAUCAUUGCCUUCUCUGUCUUAUCACCCCCCGAGACUAUCGGCAGGCAAUGCACUCACCGUCCGAACCCCGUUCGAUGUGGGCGCCUUGGCCCCCGAUGGUCCCGUUGCCCCCGUCUCGCGAUGCCGAGCAUUUGUUGCUGCCCAUUGGCGAUCCACAUCCCGUUCGUUGAGAUCGAUCUUCAUGUUUCCAGAACAGUCGCCAUGUACGUAACAUCGACACUCUUUUCGAUGACUCUAAUAUUUGCUGACCAAGGAAGACGAUGACCUUUUCAUAUACCCGCUCAGGUGCCCCAUUUUUGAGAUUGGCACAGCUCCAGCUCACACUUCCCAGACAACUCUACGCAUUGUGACUAAGUGGUUCCAUCCUUGGAGAGCUUGCGUUGCAGUGUCCACUCGUGUCAAGGCAUCAAAACCAACACCGGGAUCAGGCCGUCACCAACUUCGUGAUUCAGGAACAGUGUGGAGAUGUGAGCAUCCACACUCCUCCACCAUCGCGGUGAUGGGUUGGCCGCCCUGCCGAUGCCGAUGGCCGAAGCUGACUGAGAGGAAAUGGGUGGGGAAAAAAAAGGCAAUUAAAUAGCCCUGGGGGCCUCGUUUCUUGGCUCUGAUUCUCUCUUGGUCCUCCAUCCCAUCGUACCGGUCCCUCUCAACCCCUUCGCCGGCAAGCCAUCAUGGAGACGGCACCAGCUUCCAACCCCGACCCCACGGGAGUCGUCCACGAAUGGAAACUCAAGCACAAGGUCGAGGCCAUCCGUGAACGCGACAGCCGCUCUGGCCUUCCCCUGAGAGAGCUUGGUGUCACUUGGAAAGAUCUCACCGUCAGCGCCAUUUCCUCCGACGCCGCCAUCCACGAGAACGUUAUCUCCCAGUUCAACAUCCCCAAGAAGAUCCAGGAAUCCCGCCACAAGCCGCCCCUCAAGACCAUCCUAGACAAGACUCAUGGCUGCGUCAAGCCAGGAGAGAUGCUCCUGGUUUUGGGCCGUCCGGGCUCGGGGUGUACGACUUUGCUCAAAAUGAUUGCCAACCACAGGAAGGGCUAUCAGAACGUGGAGGGAGAUGUCAAGUAUGGCAGUAUGGACGCAUCGGAAGCAGAAAAGUACCGUGGCCAGAUCGUCAUGAACACCGAGGAGGAGCUCUUCUUCCCCUCCCUCACCGUGGGGCAGACCAUGGACUUUGCUACUCGUCUCAAGAUCCCCUUCCAGCUGCCCGAUGGCGUGCAGUCCAAGGAAGAGUACCGCCAGGAAAUGAUGGAGUUUCUCCUGGAGAGCAUGAGCAUCACCCACACCAGAGGCACCAAGGUCGGCAAUGAGUUCGUCAGAGGUGUUUCCGGAGGCGAGCGAAAGAGAGUGUCCAUCAUUGAAACGUUGGCUACAAGGGGCAGUGUCUUUUGUUGGGACAACAGCACAAGGGGUCUCGACGCGAGCACAGCUCUGGACUACACCAAGGCCAUCCGUGCCCUGACUGACGUUCUCGGGUUGGCCUCGAUUGUCACAUUGUACCAAGCAGGCAACGGCAUCUACGACCUCUUCGACAAAGUCCUCGUCCUCGACGCCGGAAAAGAGAUCUACUACGGCCCCAUGAAGGAUGCUCGCCCGUUCAUGGAGCAGCUUGGUUUCGUGUGCCGUGACGGAGCCAAUGUUGCUGACUACCUCACCGGUGUCACGGUCCCUACUGAACGCUUGAUUGCCCCCGGCUACGAAAAGACCUUCCCCCGCAACCCCGACCAGCUGAGAAGCGAGUACGAAAAGUCCAACAUCUACCAGAAGAUGAUCGCCGAGUACAGCUACCCAGAGACAGAGGAGGCCAAGGAGAAGACCAAGCUGUUUCAGGGCGGCGUCGCAGCUGAAAGGGACAGCCACCUCCCCAACAACAGCCCCUUGACGGUUUCCUUCCCUCAGCAAGUCCUUGCCUGCAUCAUCCGGCAAUAUCAGAUCCUCUGGGGCGACAAGGCCACCAUUGCCAUCAAGCAGGGCUCGACACUGGCACAAGCCCUGAUCUCCGGUUCUCUCUUCUACAACGCCCCCAACAACUCGUCCGGUAUCUUCCUCAAGGGAGGUGCGUUGUUCUUCGCCCUUCUCCACAACUGUUUGCUCUCCAUGUCUGAGGUUACCGAUUCCUUCCACGGCCGCCCCGUGCUCGCGAAGCACAAAGCCUUUGCCUACUUCCACCCCGCCGCCUUUUGUAUCGCUCAAGUCACUGCCGACAUUCCCGUUCUGCUGUUCCAGGUUUUCAUUUUUGCCAUCGUUCAGUACUUCAUGGUCGGGCUCACCAUGACAGCCGGCGGUUGGUUCACAUACUGGAUUGUUGUCUUUGCUACCACCAUGUGCAUGACCGCCUGCUUCCGCAUGAUUGGUGCUGCAUUUUCCAACUUUGAUGCCGCCUCCAAGAUCUCGGGCUUGGCCGUCAAGCUGCUUAUCAUGUACACGGGCUACAUGAUUAUCCGGCCCAAGAUGCACCCCUGGUUCGGCUGGAUCUUCUGGAUCAACCCCCUGGCUUACGCCUUUGACGCUCUCCUCUCCAACGAGUUCAAGGGCCAGAUCAUUCCUUGCGUCGGACCAAACCUCGUCCCAACUGGACCUGGAUACAUGGGCCUCGAGGUUGGCCAGCAGGCAUGUGCUGGCGUGGGCGGCGCCGUGCCAGGUCGCAGCUACGUUCUCGGCGAUGACUACUUGAGCUCCUUGGAGUACGGAAGCGGCCACAUCUGGAGGAACUUUGGAAUUGUCUGGGCUUUCUGGGCCUUGUUCGUCACCAUCACGAUUCUGGCCACCACCAACUGGAAGUCUGCGUCUGAAGGUGGGCCCUCCUUGUUGAUUCCCAGGGAAAAGUCAAAGGUUGGGCUUCACGGCGCUCGCAGGAACAAGGCUGGCGACGAAGAAGCGGCCGUUGACGAAAAGGGCGGCUUCUCCUCGGGCAGCGGCAGCGAGACGGACGAGACACUUGCCGUCAAGGGCGCAGAUGCGCAGAUGCAAAAGCAGGAGGUAGAUCUUGUUCGCAACACUUCGGUCUUCACAUGGAAGGAUCUCUGUUACACUGUUUCUACCCCUGAUGGCGAUCGCCAGCUCUUGGACAACGUGCAAGGAUGGGUCAAGCCUGGCAUGCUGGGUGCCUUGAUGGGCUCUUCUGGUGCUGGCAAGACCACUCUCUUGGAUGUCCUUGCGCAGAGAAAGACCGAAGGUGUUAUUAAGGGAAGCAUCAUGGUCGAUGGUCGUGAGCUGCCUGUCUCUUUCCAGAGAAAUGCGGGCUACUGUGAGCAGCUUGACGUGCAUGAACCGUAUGCUACCGUCCGGGAGGCGCUCGAGUUCAGCGCCCUUCUGCGGCAGCCUCGCGAGGUCCCUCGUGAGGAAAAAUUGCGCUACGUCGACACCAUCAUUGACCUCCUCGAGCUGCACGACCUGGCUGACACCCUGAUUGGCCGCGUCGGCAUGGGUCUGUCUGUGGAACAGCGCAAGCGUGUCACUAUCGGAGUCGAACUUGUCGCCAAGCCCUCGAUCUUGAUCUUCUUGGAUGAGCCCACCUCGGGCCUCGACGGCCAGUCUGCCUACAACACGGUCCGUUUCCUCCGCAAGCUCGCCGACGUUGGUCAAGCCGUCUUGGUCACGAUUCACCAGCCCUCGGCCCAGCUCUUUGCCCAGUUCGACACAUUGCUUCUGUUGCAACGCGGCGGAAAGACGGUCUACUUUGGUGACAUUGGCGACAACGCUGCUACGGUCAAGAACUAUUUCGCCCGCUACGGUGCCCCCUGCCCCAAGGACGCCAACCCUGCCGAGCACAUGAUCGAUGUGGUGUCUGGCCAUCUCUCCCAGGGCCGUGACUGGAAUGAGGUUUGGCUCUCGUCUCCCGAACACAGCGUAGUCGUCAAGGAGCUUGAUGAGAUCAUAUCCGAGGCCGCUUCCAAGCCUGCUGGCUAUGUGGACGACGGCCGCGAGUUUGCCACGCCCCUUUUGGAGCAAACCAAGGUUGUCACGAAGCGCAUGAACAUUUCCCUGUACCGCAACCGAGACUACGUCAACAACAAGAUCAUGCUGCACGUCUCGGCCGCGCUUAUCAACGGCUUCAGUUUCUGGAUGAUUGGCGACGACAUUUCGGAUUUGCAGAUGAUUCUCUUCACCAUCUUCCAGUUCAUCUUCGUCGCUCCCGGUGUCAUUGCCCAGCUGCAGCCGCUCUUCAUCGACCGCCGUAACAUCUUUGAGGCCCGCGAGAAGAAGAGCAAGAUGUACUCUUGGAUCGCCUUCGUCACGGGUCUAAUCACGUCUGAGAUUCCUUACCUUAUGAUUUGCGGCGUCUUGUAUUACUGCUGCUGGUACUACACAGUCGGCUUCCCUACCUCGUCCAAGCGUGCCGGCGCGACGCUGUUUGUCAUGCUCAUGUACGAAUUUGUCUACACGGGCAUGGGCCAGUUCAUCGCAGCCUACGCCCCCAAUGCCGUCUUUGCCUCGCUCGCCAACCCCUUCGUCAUCGGAAUCUUAGUCGCCUUCUGCGGUGUCUUGGUCCCCUACGCACAGAUCCAGGUCUUUUGGAGGUAUUGGAUCUACUACCUCAACCCCUUCAACUACCUCAUGGGGUCCAUGCUGGUCUUUGCUGCCUGGGAUUGGCCCAUCAACUGCAACCCUCACGAGCUAGCCAGGUUCGAUCCUCCCAACGGCACCACUUGUGGCGACUACCUGAGCACCUAUCUUGAGAAGGGGUACGGCAUGGCUGCGAACUUGUUAAACCCCGAUGCUCUUUCCGAGUGCCAGGUCUGCCAGUUCAAGUCUGGAAGCGACUACCUUCGCACCAUCAACCUGAUGGAGUACAGCUACGGCUGGAGAGAUGCGGGCAUUGUCGUCAUCUUUGUCAUCAGCUCGUAUGCUAUGGUCUAUGGCUUGAUGAAGCUGAGAACAAAGACCAGCAAGAAGGCUGAGUGAAGAGCACUACUGGUUUUCUUUUAUCCUGUUUUGGCCUUGUUCACGGGCUUUUGGUAAAACGUGUACAUUUUUUGCAUACUUUUCUUUUCUUUUCUCUUUUUUAUACACUUUGAUACCUUGAUAGACAUUUUGCAUAGACAGACAUUCACAUAAUUAAUUUCAAUACUGUUCCUGUUGACCAC
Molecule: messenger RNA, 5394 nt
Organism: Podospora bellae-mahoneyi
Lineage: Eukaryota; Fungi; Ascomycota; Sordariomycetes; Sordariales; Podosporaceae
Exons: 3
Coding region: 980-5212 (1410 amino acids)
Biological process (GO): transmembrane transport
Cellular component (GO): membrane
Molecular function (GO): ABC-type transporter activity; ATP binding; ATP hydrolysis activity
Source: RefSeq, a predicted model, not a curated record